AUGAGAAUAACGGAUAGUUCUGAGAAUCCUCCACCUGUGACUAGAUCUGAGAUUCUAGAAGGAAAAGUGAAGGAUCAUCUAUGGAGGAGGAUUCCAUAUUUGAGACCUACUGAAUACGAGAGGUCUAGAUUGUCUCGCAACCUUCGAAUAGUUAAUAGAGCAUAUGGUGGUGUUUUAUCUGGAAGAGCUGUUAGGGAAAGGAUGAUUCGUGCUUUCCUUGUUGAAGAGAAAAAUUUUGAAGAAAGUUUUGAAGAUACAAAAGACAAAAGAAAUCUAGCAACCCAUAAACCUCGAGAAUCUUUCUCGUUUGAACCCAAUAAUUUCAUCAAUAAAAUUGUUCCUUCUUGCAUCCUGAAACUCAUCUCUUCAUUCUUCUACCGUCCCAUCAACCUUCAUGUCCAUGUAUUUCUUCCUUUGCUGUUGGAGUUCCCCUUAUCUCACCGAUAG
Molecule: messenger RNA, 447 nt
Organism: Vicia faba (fava bean)
Lineage: Eukaryota; Viridiplantae; Streptophyta; Magnoliopsida; Fabales; Fabaceae
Source: the annotation of a GenBank genome assembly